AUGUCCUCCACACAGGAUGAGCUGCGAUUGCAGAAUGCCCGAGAAACGAUAGACUCGUUACAUGACCUCUCACAGCUCCUAUCGACCGGACUCGAUAAGCAGCAACUUUCUAUAUGCGUCGGUAUGAUCGAGGCGGGUGCCAACCCCGAUACCCUCGCUGCUGUCAUCAAAGAGCUGAGAAGGGAGAAUGAGAAGCUGCAGGCCCGACAACAGGCGGAAGACGCGCAGGAUAGAUGA
Dioszegia hungarica is the source of this 237-nucleotide messenger RNA. RefSeq names its product mitotic-spindle organizing gamma-tubulin ring associated-domain-containing protein. The transcript is spliced from 4 exons. The record is from RefSeq and is a predicted model, not a curated record. Gene Ontology annotation, biological process: microtubule nucleation by interphase microtubule organizing center; gamma-tubulin complex localization; mitotic spindle assembly. The coding region runs from base 1 to 237 and encodes 78 amino acids. Lineage: Eukaryota; Fungi; Basidiomycota; Tremellomycetes; Tremellales; Bulleribasidiaceae. Gene Ontology annotation, cellular component: centrosome; interphase microtubule organizing center; gamma-tubulin ring complex.